AUGUGUGCAAGGUACCAGGCCAAUCCCAAAGAAAGUCAUUUUCAAGCCUUAAAGCGGAUUUUCCGUUACCUUAAAGGCACAGUGAACCUUGGUCUAUGGUAUCCAAAGGAUAUCGGCUUUCAGUUAGUUGCAUACUCGGAUGCUGACCAUGCAGGUUGUAAGUUGGAUCGAAAGAGUACUUCAGGAAGUGUACAGUUUUUAGGGGAUAGGUUGGUAAGUUGGUCUUCAAAGAAGCAGAAUUGUGUAUCUACAUCUACUGCAGAAGUUGAAUAUGUUGCUGCAGCUAGCUGUUGUUCACAAGUUCUUUGGAUGAAGACACAAUUAACUGAUUAUGGAUUUCAGUUUGACAGAAUUCCUAUCUACUGUGACUCCAAGAGUGCAAUUGCAAUAUCCUGCAAUCUAGUUCAACAUACAAAAACCAAGCACAUAGAUGUUCGAUUCUUUAAAUCUGCUUUCUUGAGAUUUCUGGGUUUGAUCAUCAAAAAGGGUUGGAGCUCUAAGCUCGGCAUACUUCCGUCUUAA
This is a messenger RNA of Erigeron canadensis, 522 nucleotides long. RefSeq names its product secreted RxLR effector protein 161-like. The transcript has 3 exons. The record is from RefSeq and is a predicted model, not a curated record. The coding region runs from base 1 to 522 and encodes 173 amino acids. Lineage: Eukaryota; Viridiplantae; Streptophyta; Magnoliopsida; Asterales; Asteraceae.